This is a messenger RNA of Cebus imitator (Panamanian white-faced capuchin), 1771 nucleotides long. RefSeq names its product beta-1,3-glucuronyltransferase 3 (gene B3GAT3). Gene Ontology annotation, cellular component: Golgi membrane. The record is from RefSeq and is a predicted model, not a curated record. The transcript is spliced from 5 exons. Lineage: Eukaryota; Metazoa; Chordata; Mammalia; Primates; Cebidae. Bases 212 to 1372 code for a protein of 386 amino acids. Gene Ontology annotation, biological process: carbohydrate metabolic process; chondroitin sulfate proteoglycan biosynthetic process. Gene Ontology annotation, molecular function: galactosylgalactosylxylosylprotein 3-beta-glucuronosyltransferase activity.
AUCAGGUCUACCAGGGGGCACAGAUGACCGGAAGCGGGCCCGGGAGGAGCUGCUAGUCCUAGCCUAGAGCUGGUAGGAUAGCGUGAGGAAGGCGGGACGCAGGGCGGAGCUGCUGCAGGGGCGGGGUCUGCGGGCAGGCGCCGGGGGUUGGGGCGGGAACCCCUAGUCCCCUCCAGACCCCGCCUGCUCGGGCGCCGGCCGCGGCGCGGCAAUGAAGCUGAAGCUGAAGAACGUGUUUCUCGCCUACUUCCUGGUGUCGAUCGCCGGCCUCCUCUACGCGCUGGUACAGCUCGGUCUUAGCUCAAAUGUCACCUCCUCAGAGAGGCCUUCCCUGAACACCGUAGCUAAAGUUACCGUUCAUAUUCCAUUCCCUUUUAUUCUCUAUCCUGGUUAUUUUCUUCAUGGCCCCAUCACGGUUUGUAAUAAUUUUAUUAAUUUGUUUCUUGGCUUAGUGUUUGCUUCCUCCACUAAACUGAGAGCUGCAAGAAAGAGGGAGUUUAGGCAUUGGUUGGGAAAGACCACGGGAGAUACAGGCAGUGGCCCAGGUGAAGCUGUCUGCUCUAGCUGGAGUGGGCAAAUGGUGCCUACCCUUUUCCCUCAUGCUGCAUCUCUCCCCUGCAGGCUGGUACAGAAGGCAGAGCUGGUACGGCUGUCCCAGACACUGAGCCUGGUGCCCCGGCUACAUUGGCUGCUGGUGGAGGACGCUGAGGGUCCCACCCCACUGGUCUCAGGGCUGCUGGCUGCCUCUGGCCUUCUCUUCACACACCUGGUGGUCCUCACGCCCAAAGCCCAGCGGCUUCGGGAGGGCGAGCCUGGCUGGGUUCAUCCCCGUGGUGUAGAGCAGCGGAACAAGGCCCUGGACUGGCUCCGGGGCAGAGGGGGAGCUGUGGGUGGGGAGAAGGACCCACCACCACCAGGGACCCAGGGAGUUGUGUACUUUGCUGAUGAUGACAACACCUACAGCCGGGAGCUGUUUGAGGAGAUGCGCUGGACUCGUGGUGUCUCAGUGUGGCCUGUAGGGCUGGUGGGCGGCCUGCGAUUCGAGGGCCCUCAGGUCCAGGAUGGCCGGGUUGUGGGCUUCCACACAGCAUGGGAGCCCAACAGGCCCUUCCCUGUGGAUAUGGCUGGAUUUGCUGUGGCCCUGCCCUUGCUGUUGGCUAAACCCAAUGCCCAGUUUGAUUCCACCGCUCCCCGGGGCCACCUGGAGAGCAGUCUUCUGAGCCACCUUGUGGAUCCCAAGGACCUGGAGCCACGGGCUGCCAACUGCACUCGGGUACUGGUGUGGCAUACACGGACAGAGAAGCCCAAGAUGAAGCAGGAGGAGCAGCUGCAGCGGCAGGGCCGGGGCUCAGACCCAGCAGUUGAGGUGUGAUGGCCCCACCCCAACUCCCACCUCUUUUCAGGCACAGAUCUUGUGGGACUGGACCCCGGGCCUUCCCAGGAUGUGGCUUUCCAAGUCCUGACUCUUUGGAGCCAGAAGUGGCCCCUCUGCCCCUCCAGGCCCACAGCAUGGCCCUGCUGCUUUGCCCCUCCCCCGGCCUGCCAUGUGGCACUGCCCACAGGCUGGGGACAAGCAGCCCUUGUAUUGAGCCAGGUCAGCCCUGUCUAGGGUGGAGUAGAAGGACAGACGGACUCAAGAGGGAGGGCAGCUGAGUAACUGGGUAACUUAUUGGGGCUGGGCAUGCACUGGGGGGCUGGAGGAGCUGGGCUGGACCCUCCCCACCUGAGCAUGCUGAUCCCCUCCUACCUUCAGAAUAAAGAAUCUCAACCU